AUGAUUCUUCUCUUCCUGAUUCCCCUAGUUUUUUCCGCUAAUUUGGGCUACUUCGAAGAUUAUCCAACAAUCCAUAAUUGUUUAUACGAUGCUCCAAAACAAUCGCAUUCCUAUUUAUAUCCUCUCCCAUAUGAACAAUUAGAAUAUGGUAAACAAAUGAUAACAGAUUGUAUCGCAAAUAUCACAAGUUCCCAAAAAUCAUUAGAAGAUGUUCAAGAUGCGCUAACUUCAGCAAUCUUGGAAGCAUAUGAGUUCAAACAAGUCGAUCAAUAUAUUUGUGAGAACAUGAUCAAGAAGCAUGAAAUUACGGAAUGUUAUAAAUCAAGCGGUUUGAAAAGCGGUGAUGAUUAUUGUAAUGAUCAAUGGGGAAAGGAUGGAUGUUUGAUUGAGAUCUUCCGUGAGAUCUGUGGAGAGGAAUAUCUUCAGAAGAUGAGGAAUCUAAAUUCAUUCGCUUCAAAAAAAUAUGAUGACUGUGUUCAAAAAUAUUUCAAAAACUUGGAAUAA
Caenorhabditis angaria is the source of this 504-nucleotide messenger RNA. The record is from the annotation of a GenBank genome assembly. NCBI's taxonomy places the organism in Eukaryota, Metazoa, Nematoda, Chromadorea, Rhabditida, Rhabditidae.